Molecule: messenger RNA, 6680 nt
Organism: Zerene cesonia (dogface butterfly)
Lineage: Eukaryota; Metazoa; Arthropoda; Insecta; Lepidoptera; Pieridae
Product: fatty acid synthase-like
Exons: 37
Coding region: 16-6540 (2174 amino acids)
Biological process (GO): fatty acid biosynthetic process
Molecular function (GO): oxidoreductase activity; fatty acid synthase activity
Source: RefSeq, a predicted model, not a curated record
GUGCCGGGUUUGGACAUGUUCGAUGCUCAGUUCUUUAAAGUCCAUUACCGUCUUGGGAAGAAUAUGGACUCUAUGUCUAGGAAACUUUUGGAACAGGCGUUUCAAGCUAUUUAUGAUGCAGGUGUGAAUUCGGAUCAGCUUAGCGGCAAAAAGCUCGGCGUGUAUAUAGGAUCAUGCUUUUCAGAGACAGAGAAAUCUGCUUUCUAUAUAGCUUCUACUAAGACUGGUUUUGGUAUUAUGGGAUGCAGCAAAAGUAUGUUUGCAAACCGGGUUUCCUAUUGGCUGAACGCGAAAGGCCCGUCAAUCGCGGUAGACCAGUCCUGUUGCAGCUCCAUUGUUGCUUUAGAGCUAGCGUACCAGGCCAUGAACCGGGGAGAUGUAGAUGCUGCACUUAUCGGAGGAGCUAGUUUGUGCUUGCUUCCACAAUCCUCAGUCCAUAUGAGAAGAGUAAUGAUGAUCAACCGAGAUGGUAAAACAAGAUCUUUCGACAAGAACGCAUGUGGAUGCGCCAAAUCUGAAGCUAUCAAUGUGCUAUUCCUCCAGAAAAAAAGGGAUGCUCUUAGAAUUUACGCUGAAGUAGUGCACGUCAAAACGGAGUUCAACAAUCUAAUUGAGGGAGAAAACGGGCCAAAAUAUGGAUUCUAUCGAGAAUCAGAGAAGUUGGCGGAGUUCUUGAACCGGUUCUAUAAAGAAGCAAAUGUUGAUCCCAGGGAAGUGCAAUAUAUCGAAGCUGUUGGAUCUGCGACACCAGAAGCAGAUAAAUCUGAAUUAGAAGCGAUAGAUAAAGUGUUCUGUAAUAGCAGAAGUAGUCCUCUGUAUGUUGGGAGCGUAAUGUCCAACAUCGGAUACAGUGAGGCAGCUUCCGGCGCGUCUUCUGUUACGAAGGUUCUACUCGGUUAUCAUAAGGGAUUACUAGCCGCCAACCUGCACUGUGACAGUCCGAGAGACGACGUAGAGGGGAUACAGAAGGGAGUCAUGCGUUUCAUGAUCGACCACCAGCCUUUUGGUCGAGGAUACACUGCUGUAAACAAUCUGUCGGUUACUGGGGUUAAUGCUCACGUUCUUCUUCAUGGACAUUAUAAGCCAAAGGAUCUCAAUAAAUAUAAGUCCAAUAUACCUUAUUUAGUCACAAUGAGUGGAAGGCAACAGUCAGCAGUUGAGAGGAUUAUAAACGACCUCAAAAGCAGACCCGUGGACGCAGAAGAGAUAGCUCUUUUUCAUAGCAUACAUCAGGAUAGAAUCAGUGGCCAUAUGGGAAGAGGCUAUAUCAUCCUUGAUACAAACGAGAACAACGAAACAAUAACUGUAAAGGAAAAAGCGGACUACUUCCCGGACGUGACCAGCCCGCUGUGGUUCGUGUACAGCGGGAUGGGCUCGCAGUGGGCCGGGAUGGGCACGCAACUCAUGCGCAUACCUGUCUUUGCGAAGGCUAUACAGCGAUGUCACGAAGUGUUGAAGCCCAAAGGAGUGGACCUUAUUCACAUCAUCACGUCACCAGACAAAAAAAUCUUUGACAACAUUCUUCAUUCCUUCGUCGGGAUUGCUGCCGUUCAAAUUGGUCUCACUGAUGUUCUUACGGAAUUGGGAAUUGUUCCUGACAAAAUUAUAGGUCACAGUGUAGGAGAACUAGGAUGCGCGUACGCAGACGGCUGUCUCACAGCGGAAGAGAUGAUCCUCUCCGCGUAUAGCCGCGGGCUCGUGUCUGUACAGACUCCAUUCAUUAAGGGAACUAUGGCGGCUGUUGGAAUGGGAUAUACACAGGUUUCGAAGCUGUGCCCUCCAGAAAUAGAAAUAGCGUGUCACAAUAGCUCUGAGUCAGCAACUAUCUCUGGUCCGUCGGAAAUUAUGAAGAAGUUUGUUGAAUCUCUCACUGCGAAGGGCAUAUUUGCUAAAGAAGUUCCUUCUUCCAAUAUCGCUUAUCACUCAAGAUAUAUCGCUGAAGCAGGACCCGGUCUUUUAAAAUAUUUAAAGGAAGUGAUAAAAAGUCCGUCACCUCGCUCUGAGCGUUGGGUAUCCACUUCGAUCCCCCAGGACAAAUGGGACGAACCUCUCGCCAAGUAUUCUUCUGCUGAAUAUCACACCAACAAUUUACUCAACCCAGUACUAUUCGAGGAAGCGUCAGCACUCAUCCCGCCGGACGCGGUCCUGGUGGAGGUGGCACCGCACGGGCUGCUGCAGGCGAUCCUCAAGCGCGCGCUGCCCGCCUCCUGCACCAACAUCCCACUCACCAGCCGUGGCCACAAGGACAACGCGGCCUUUAUGCUCGAUGCUAUUGGAAAGUUGUACAUGGAAGGAUACCACCCACGAAUCCAAGCUUUGUACCCGAAAGUGGAGUUCCCAGUAUCCACUGGAACUCCAAUGUUGGGACAUUUGGUUGAAUGGGCACACACUGAGAAAUGGGCACUACCUCUCUAUGUACAAGGUUUGAAGAAGACUGCUGCUGAAUGUUAUUUUACUUUGUCCGUCCAUGAUGAUGAGCACAGAUACCUGCGAGGACAUGUCGUUAAAGGGAAGAACCUGUACCCAUUUUCUGCCGCUCUUGUCGCUGUGUGGGACACAUUUGCAAUGAGCCUUGAUUUUAAGAAGAAGAGUGUCUCCGUACAGAUGCAAGACAUCCACCUCUUUGUCCAACCGAUAUUGCACGAUAAGCGACACUUGAAACUGAGCGUGUCUCUACAUAGAGGAACUGGGGCCUUUGAGGUAGCAAAUGAAGGCAUGGUAAUAGCGACCGGCACAAUAAUUAUUUGUGAAAGAAGCGAUGACAACUUCCGGUUAUAUAAAUUGGUGGCAGAAAAUAAAGAUGAGAUGAUGCUCAAUUCUGAAGACAUAUAUAAAAUGUUAUACACUCGCGACUUUAACUAUUGUGAUGAUUUCCAAUCUCUCCAAGCAAUUAACGAAACAUCAAGCGAAGGUAUUGUCAUCUGGAAAAAUAACUGGGUUACUUUUAUCGAUGGAUUGAUACAAUUUAAUGCUUUACGUCAAAAAAGUGGAGACACCACAUAUCCAGAGUAUAUAAGAAAAAUAACUAUUGAUGUUGAUAAUCAUAAAGUAGUCAGUGAAGAUGUAGACAUGCUAACAGCAAAUUAUUUUGACGUGUUCAACUGCACGAGAUGCGGAGGAGUUUUGAUUGAGAAUUUACGAUUCCGUGAGUUAUCGAUUGUUAAAAAUAACCUGUCGCUUAAAUCGUUGCAGUUCCUACCUCAUUAUCCUAAAGAUCGAACAGAUGAAGACACUGCGUUCUACGUUAUUCUUCAAAUGAUUAAGGAAAAUGUUCAUAAGAAAGAAAUAAUUGUAUCUGAGUUAGCUGAAUCAGCUGGUGAUACUGCAGAAUCUAAAUUUAGUUGUAUUCAUAAAAUCAUAAACGAUAUACCGAACUUCAAAGUAGAUUAUUCUUUAAUAAAGAAAGAAAGUUUACAAGGACUUGGUGAAUUUAAGGACGUUGAUGUUAUAUUCGUUAACAAUCUAUCUUCCAAUGACAAGUUAUGUGAAACUCUAGGCAAAUGUUUGCCACCCAAUACGUUUAUUGUUAAUAAGGAAUACACCAAACUAUUGAAACCACAUUCACUAUUCUCUAUUGUCAGUCAUCAUGACAUUGGAGACCAGUCCAUACAACUAAUUAAAUGGAAUCCAAAUACUGAUAAGGCUGGGAUCAGUGUUUAUACACUUGAAAAUAGUUCAGAUAUGGAGCGAAUAUUCAAUACAAUCGAUGCUCUUCCUAAAGAACAAAAAAUUCUCUUGAUUUCUUCAUAUCCUCCAAUACCGACCUUAGAUGAUUUGGCGGAACAUUUGCGCAAAAAUGGACGGCCUGUUAAUGUGAUGGUAAUUAAUGACGAAUUAAAUGGAAAUGAAGAAUUCCCGAAGUCCAAUUUGGCUAAGCUGGUUCUGAAUAACGGUGAAUGGGGAGGCAUUUACUAUUUACCAAUGAUUGCUGAGGCACCAACGAAAACAAAAAAGGAUUUAAUCCUACAAAGUAGACAUAUUGGAGAUCUGAAUUCACUUGAAUGGGUUGAUGCAUCAGAACCUACUGUUCCUGGAAUUAAUGUUACGGUUCAUUAUGCUGGCAUUAAUGAAACUGAUGCUAAGAAGGCGUCGGGUGAAAUUUUCUAUGAGAAUGUAAACAGAAACCAAUACGGAAUGGAUUUCAGUGGUGUUACUGAUAGAGGUAUACGAGUAAUGGGUCUUAUACAGGGUGGAGCAACUCGCAGUCGAGUCAAAGCAAACCCAAAUCUGUUGUGGCCAGUACCAGAAUUUUGGACUUUGGAAGAUGCAGCCACUGUACCGCUAGCUUACUCAUUAGCAUUUUAUUGUCUUGCGAUAAAACAAAAGUUGUUACCUGGUAUGAGAAUAUUGAUUCACGGUGGAACCGGCGCAUUAGGUCAAGCCGCUAUAUCCAUAUGCCUUGCUCAUAAUUGCGAAGUGUUCACUACCGUUAGCGAUAGUAGCAAGAAGCACCUCUUGAAGAGAAUGUUCCCGAAACUGAAAGAUGACCAUAUUGGAAACUCAAGAGAUAUAUCGUUUGGAGAUAUGGUCUUAUCUUCGACUGGAGGUUAUGGAUGCGACAUAAUUCUGAACUGCGUCAAAGGUGAUCUGAAAAAUAUAACUAUAAAAUGUUGUGCGCAUUCCGGAACUGUGUUGGACACGGGGAUGCUGCAAAAUAACGAAGACUUCUCGUAUGGAAUGUAUCACAUGACAAAAAGCAGGUCAUUUGCAGCAGUGGAUCUUUCCUCCAUCUUUAGAUAUGAAAAUGAAUUGGAAAUGAGGCACCUACAAGUGCUUAUCAGCGAGGGCAUAGCGCGCGGCUACGUGCGCCCGCUGACGCGGCUCACGUUCGCGCCGAGCGACGCGGCGCGCGCGUUCCGCCUGCUCGCCGCCAGCCGCCACCGCGGCCGCGUGCUCAUCGACAUGAAGCAGAACAUACCCAACACCAAUCAUUCAAUCAAAUUUCAUUCUUUUUUCAGUUUAUACAAUUCACCAAGAUACUAUCACAUUGUUAUAUCGGAUGAUGACGUAUUGGCAGUACAACUUCUUGAACGCCUCAUUAACGGAGGCGUGAGAAAGAUACAACUGAUUUGUUCCAAGAAAUCUAAUUUUACGACGCAUAAAAUAAAGAUUUGGAAAAAAUUAGGUGUCCAAAUUGAGUUGACAAUAGAGGGUUUAUGGGACAAGGAAAAUAUAUCUAAAUCUUUAGAUAGCGAUAUCAAACAUGAAGUGGAGGGAAUUUAUACAAUCAUCACGACUAAUAAUUCUGCAUAUAUUGCUUCUACCCUCAAAGAUUUGGAUUCUAAAACGCGGACCUAUCCUAAACUGAAGUCGUUUGCAAUAAUCAAUGAGAAUAACAUGAUAGGAGAAGAUGUAUGUUUGAUGAGACGUAAAUUGAAACUACCAGCCACAUUUAUAAAACUUCCUCAUCUUAAAAAGAUUGAUAAUGGUCAUUCAAUAUCAAUUAAAAAUGCCAUAGAUGCAAUCGAACGCGGUCUUUUGUCUGAAAGAGUUACGAUUGUAGCUCAUAAUAGUUCUUUAUCUGAUAUAUCAUUGCUUCAAGAAAUUUCGGAUCUAGCAGAUUUUAAAAUACCAGACGCUGUUGAUGAAACUACAACAUUGCUAGAGUUACGUAUGGAGCCCGCCAAAGCUAAAAUUGUGCAAGUUUACCUGAGGGACGUUUACAACGUCUGGUUAGAAGAACGUCAAAUUCUAAACUUAACAGUCCUGAAGCCGGGCGUGGAGGGCAACCACGCGCGCUUCUCCGUGCUGUGCGAGCGGCUCAAGCUGCCCGCGCUCGUGCUGCAACCGCCGCUUCGCCACGCCGAGGACCUACAUACUAUGGCGCAGCGAUUCGCUGAUAUUCUCCUGUCAUUGACCGAACUAAAGAACUUUUAUCUCCUUGGUUACGAAUCUGGAGCGAUUGUUGCUUUAGAGAUGGCCGCUAUUUUAGAAAGAUGUGGUCUUACUGGUGUUGUAUUUUGUCUCGGCGGUACACCCAAUGAAAUAAAAGCACAGUUUGACACAAAUCUUACCCAAUAUAAGGAUGAAAAAGCCUUACAAGAAGGAAUUUGCAGGCACAUGAUGAUGCUGAUGUCUGGAAAUAAAACUAACGAUAUUGAUAAUGUCUUGCAAAAGGCAACGACUUGGAACGAGAAAGUAACAGCUUGCGUUCGAAGUCUACUAGGAAAAGUGGACCAUUCAUCUCAAUAUGCACAAGAACUGAUUGAAGCUGCAUAUUCAAGGAUCCUUCACGUGAAUAAUUAUUCUGUUAAACCGAAAAAACUGAAAUCAAAGCUCGUUCUACUGCGACCGAAAAUGGAUAUCUCUGAUGAAUGGAAGUCCAUACUUGAAAAAGAUUCCCUUCAGAAUUAUUCUGAACAGCCAGUGGAAGAAUAUGACUUGCAAGCUCCACUAGCGUAUGCAGCUCAAGAUAUGAGGUGUGCUGGAAUCAUCAAUAGACAUCUUGAAGAUAGUAUUCUGGCAGCAUUCGAACAAAGAAAUCUUUGUGAGACAUAUUUGCUUAAUGCAGACGUAAUUACGCUACAAGGAGUGGCAUAGUUAGGCAGCCAAGGGCCUCGGGAAAUGUAAUAUCCAAGCAUACAAUUGUAAUGUUAUUUACAAACAACACUAAAUAAUAAUGUUCUUAUGGAGUUAAUGGAGAACUGAAAGGUUUUUACUAUUUAUAUCUUUGUUAUGUG